Molecule: messenger RNA, 1345 nt
Organism: Caenorhabditis elegans
Lineage: Eukaryota; Metazoa; Nematoda; Chromadorea; Rhabditida; Rhabditidae
Gene: fbxa-215
Product: F-box domain-containing protein
Exons: 5
Coding region: 14-1219 (401 amino acids)
Source: RefSeq, marked reviewed
AUAAAAUCUUAAAAUGAGCGAAGCUCCUCACUCUUCCAGCAUGGCGGAUAGCAAUUCCACAGUAGAACAAUAUCGUUCGUUGAAACGGAAAAUGAUCGAGAAAAAGGAUCUGAUGAGAAACAAUCGAACAGCACUUCGCGCAUGUAUCCUGUUCAAUUGUCUCCUCGGAACUUCAAUACGAGACGCUUAUAAUCAAUUUUGCCGAGCCGUUGGAUCCGAUGUUAUGGAAUAUCGAGAAUACGAGUUCUGGUUCUAUCAAUUUAAAAGAGGAGAUGCUGAUUUCAGCGAUGCAAUUAGUUGGAAUCCAAACACAAUAAAGCUUGAUGAAUUGCCAAUCGAAGUGAUUAAUACGAUUUCCAGCUUCUCUAUGCCAAUGGAGAGACUAACGCUUCGAAAAGUGUCUAAAAACCUGCGCACACUCAUCGAUUCUGAGCCGUUUUGUUUCCAAAGGAUUAUAGUACGAAUUGGACAUCGAACAUCGUAUCUUCAAUUGGACGGUUAUCCGGGAAUUGAAUAUAUUCAUUGUGGUGCCGAUUGCAAUGUUUUAUAUGGAAAACGUGAUAAAUAUGUUAAAAACAAGAAUCACGUUGAAUAUGCUCUGACGGAAGCCAUUCAAUUGAUGAGAAAUUCAAAUAAUCACAGCAAAGAGUUCCACGUGAGAGCAGAACGAUCAAACGAUCAGGAAUUGUCAAUGGUUCUCAGGAAAUUUUUCGAUUCUGUGGAAAUUGAGCUUUAUGCGAAGAAAAUUGUCGUCAGUGGAUUCAGUUUUGCCGAUACAUCUUCGGUUCUUUGCCAUUUCAAAGCGGGAUUUCUCGAGGAAAUUCAGGUGUUACCGGGUUCCGGUGGCCCGUGGACCAACGUACUCGUCGAAAUGGAACAAUACAAGAAGGCAAAAGUAUUGAAGAUUUGCACGGAAUUUCCAGUUUUACUGGAUAUCGAGGAUUUGCUGCAUUUCCGACGGUUCGAAAUUGCGAUAAAAUCAGAUUUCACUGAAAGAAUGGCCAGAAAAAUUCGCGAUGUUCUCACCAAUUCUGAACAUUUCGAAUAUGCCCACAUAAUAACUCAAGAUCUUCACCAUCGGACAGUCAUUAAAUUCUUCAAUCGAAAUGCUGAAAAUGUAUUCUGGAAUUAUGGAUCCAUGAAUUAUAAUAACAAGAAGCGCCUCUUCCACAUUGAGUACAAUCACCGACAAUUUGUAAUCAAAAAAUUAAACAUGUAGAUAAUCAAACAAAAAUUGCCUUCUUCUCGAAAAUGUAUGUACUGAUAUUUGAUUUGCACACUUACCCCUUGUUUUACUCUUUUUACUCUGAGAUUUUUCUUGCAAUAAACCUUUGUUCAGGUUAAA